Arachis stenosperma is the source of this 2069-nucleotide messenger RNA. Its product is annotated as probable glucuronoxylan glucuronosyltransferase IRX7. The transcript is spliced from 3 exons. The record is from RefSeq and is a predicted model, not a curated record. Bases 78 to 1430 code for a protein of 450 amino acids. Gene Ontology annotation, molecular function: glycosyltransferase activity. Lineage: Eukaryota; Viridiplantae; Streptophyta; Magnoliopsida; Fabales; Fabaceae.
UGGUGGAACAACAGCACAAAAGCCAGAGACCCCCAAAGAGUAGUAGUAGUAGUAGUAGUAGGGGCUUGUAUGUGAAGAUGAACCUCUUUCAUCACAAACAUGGCUACAACUACAACAAGCUCAAUCAGCAUUAUCAACAGCAACAACAAGAUAGAAACUGCUUCUGCACAUACUACAAAUGGCUUCUAUGGCUCUCUCUCUCCCUCUACUUCUUCACCUCUUUUCUCAUCACCAAUAACAACAACACCACCGCCCAAAAAACAGAACCAACCGAGAACUUAGUUAAAUCCCAUGUUGUACCUCGUACACUGUUAGAAUCCAGCAACAUUGCAAGCAAACUGAAGAAUAUGAAGGUGUUCAUCUACGAGCUCCCAUCAAAGUACAACACAGAUUGGUUAACCAACGAGAGGUGCAGCACUCACUUGUUUGCGUCCGAAGUCGCCAUUCACAGAGCACUCUUGACCAGCGACCUUCGAACCUUUGACCCCAACCAAGCUGACUUCUUCUUCGUCCCAGUCUACGUCUCCUGCAACUUCAGCACCGUCAAUGGCUUCCCUUCAAUCUCACACGCCCGCAACCUCAUUUCCUCCGCGGUGCAACUCAUCUCCACACACCACCCUUUCUGGAACCGCACCUCCGGAUCCGACCACGUCUUCGUCGCUUCCCAUGAUUUUGGCGCUUGUUUCCACAACCUCGAAGAUGUGGCGAUGCAGCAUGGAAUACCGGAAACAAUGAAGAACUCAAUAGUGUUGCAGACGUUCGGCGUUGAGUACCAGCACCCGUGCCAACAAGUUGAGAAUGUAGUCAUACCGCCAUACGUGUCGCCGGAAAGUGUACGGAAGACUCUUGCUAAGAAUUCUCCGGCGAACGGACGCAGAGACAUUUUUGCGUUCUUCCGUGGGAAAAUGGAGGUUCAUCCUAAGAACAUAAGCGGAAGGUUUUACAGCAAGAGAGUGAGGACGGUGAUAUGGCGUAAAUUCAGCGGUGACCGGAGAUUUUACCUCAAGAGGCAUAGGUUUGCCGGUUACCAGUCAGAGAUAGCGAGGUCUGUUUUCUGUUUGUGUCCACUUGGGUGGGCCCCAUGGAGUCCCAGACUGGUUGAGUCUGUUUUAUUGGGAUGCGUGCCGGUAAUUAUCUCAGACGGUAUUCGGUUACCGUUUUCGUCUGCCGUGAGGUGGCCGGAUAUUUCCGUUAGGGUGGCGGAGAGGGACGUCGGGAAGCUUGGGAGGAUCCUUGAGCGCGUGGCAGCGACGAACCUCACGGCGAUUCAGAGGAACCUGUGGGACCCGAGAACGAGGCGGGCCCUGAUGUUCAAUGAGGAGGUGCAGGAAGGGGAUGCCACGUGGCACACUCUGGUUAGUCUGAGUGAGAAGCUUGGUAGGUCUUACGGUAGGUCUACGGUUUCCGGCGAAUUGGAGAGUGACACGUAAGGCUUUCGGGUUAAAGUUCUUCCCAGCUUGGAAUUGCUGGCUGCUGGCUGCAUAUGAUGAUGGAUGACAGCUAUUCGAUUUUGAAUUCGGUCUCUGGCUAUGUGUCAGUGGGGACCACACCACACAGAGGGUAGAUGGAUGGAUAUUAACUAUGGAGUAGGCGAGUAGCGACUUUUGGUCCAGCUCGUUAAUGCUAACGUGGAGGGUUUAUUAUUCUUUAUGACAUGGCAAAGCAACCAUUGCUAUAUAAUUAUUAUUUUCCGAUGUAAAUAAACCAUACUAAUUAUUAAAUGAAUUCAUAUAUAAAUAUUUUUUGGUGUUGGGACUGAGAAGUGAUGAAUUGUCAGAAGUUGAAAUGUGUACGUCUGUUGUUAUUUGGAUUGAGGCAGUGAAUAAGUGUGGUCACGGGUAAGGUGAGGAAUGGACGUGAAAUUUAAUUGAGGGAGAAAGAAUCCAACGGUGGCAUUGGAGUGUAGUUUUAUGAGUGAAUGAAUGCUUAAUGUCAGCAUUCAAAAAUAGGUAGGUAGCUAAAGCUUAAAAGCUAGCUGGCCACUCUGUAAUGGAAUGUAAUUUUCAUUGUCUUUUUCUCUCUGUUUGUUCUUGUACCAAAAUGCUUUUUUGUACCAACUCCCAAUAACU